AUGCUAUCCUCCCUCUCCUCCAGCAUCACAAAUGCUCGGCAAUCAAUUGCACAAGUGUUGAACUUUGCGCUCGUUCUUUCCACGGCUUUUAUGCUGUGGAAAGGCCUCUCGGUCGUGUCCGCAUCAAGCUCUCCAAUAGUGGUGGUUUUAUCUGGAUCAAUGGAGCCCGCAUUUCAGCGUGGUGAUCUGCUCUUUCUCUGGAAUCGAGACACGAGGACGGAGAUCGGAGAAGUUCUCGUUUAUAAUGUUCGAGGAAAGUCUAUUCCGAUUGUCCACAGGGUUGUCCGCACUUUCCCUGAGGUAGAAGGACGUGCGAGCGCAAAGAAGGUGAAGGAAAUUACAGUGGACACAACACCUAACUCGCAUAUGCUCCUCACCAAGGGUGACAACAAUUUGGCAGACGAUACUGAGCUGUACGCUCAAGGUAAGCGAUACGAAAGCUUGAAGAGAGGGCACUUCCGAAGGUUACUGACAAGAUUAGACCAGGAUUAUCUCGACCGGGCGGAGGAUAUUGUUGGCAGCGUCCGUGGCUACAUACCUAUGGUUGGAUACGUUACUAUCAUGCUCAGCGAGCACCCCUGGCUCAAGACAGUGAUGCUUGGACUCAUGGGACUGAUGGUGAUGAUUCAGAGAGAGUAA
Molecule: messenger RNA, 639 nt
Organism: Penicillium egyptiacum
Lineage: Eukaryota; Fungi; Ascomycota; Eurotiomycetes; Eurotiales; Aspergillaceae
Source: the annotation of a GenBank genome assembly